Molecule: messenger RNA, 1275 nt
Organism: Stegastes partitus (bicolor damselfish)
Lineage: Eukaryota; Metazoa; Chordata; Actinopteri; Pomacentridae
Gene: phospho2
Product: phosphatase, orphan 2
Exons: 4
Coding region: 105-833 (242 amino acids)
Molecular function (GO): phosphatase activity
Source: RefSeq, a predicted model, not a curated record
UUGCCAGCAGGUGACGGUAAUGAGCGCAGACUGUUGCACACCCUGGAACAUAAGAAAAAGAGGAAGACGGACCGGGGACACAUGACAGGCGGUUGAGGUGAAAAAUGAAGAUUCUGAUGGUGUUCGACUUUGACCACACUGUGGUUGAUGACAACAGCGACACUUGGGUGAUCAGAUGCCUUCCCAGUCAGACUCUCCCUGACUCUGUGAAGAGUUCUUACAGAAAAGGCCACUGGACAGAGUUUAUGGAAAGGGUCAUGAACUAUAUAGGAGACCAGGAGGUCAGCCCUGACAGGGUCCGCAGUGUGAUGGAGACCAUCCCCUUCACACCUGGAAUGACAGACGUGCUAACAUUUAUAUCGGAGAAUAAAAGCCUCAUUGACUGCAUAGUCAUCUCUGACUCCAACACCAUGUUCAUAGACUGGAUCCUCCACGUGGCGGGACUUCAGACAGCUAUUGACCAGGUUUUCACCAACCCGGCUAAGUUCAAUGAGUCUGGGUGCAUGGAGGUACAUUGCUAUCACUCUCAUGACUGCAAACAAUGCCCUGUCAACCUCUGCAAGAAAAAAGUCCUGGAGCUUUACCUGUCCCAGCAGUCUGAUAGAGGUGUGGAGUAUAAGCGUAUCUUUUAUGUGGGAGAUGGAGGUAAUGACCUCUGCCCCACUUCUUGCCUCAGAGCGCAUGAUGUUGUGAUGCCCAGGAAGGGGUACACUCUGGAGAAACUGCUCGCCAAACUGGAAGGUCAGGAAGGUAGCGCUUCUCUCAGAGCUGGAGUCAUUGCCUGGAGCAGUGGCACUGACAUCCUGCAGGAGCUGAAAACAAGUAUACAGUGAUAGCCACAGCCAGAGGAGUGAUUCACUUCCCAGAUGUAACUGAGAUAUUUGCUCUUAGUGCAGACAUUGAGCCUGUGCUGUGGAGGAGACAACAUGCUCUGGGUUUUUAACGGUGUCAUUACAGUAUUUAUAAUUUAAAGAUUGUAAAUAUGCUUUGUAUGGUAUAAUUAUUUAUGUUUAUUUACCAAUCUCUGAAAAUGCCUAAUUUUGCAGGGAAUUUGAUCCUAGCAGUAUUAAUCAAGAAGUUAUGGAUAGACUGUCCUAACACUCUGAUUCCCAAGUGAUUUCUGUGAAUUUUCUAGUCCUUUCACAUUUUUACUCACUGUGGGCUAAUUUUCUUAGUAAAAUACAAUCUUGGACCUCAGUGCAAACAACACAACCAUGACUAGAAGGGGAGACAACUUCUGUGCAGCAUGACAUAAUUAAAAUGGCAUUUUUCAUA